AUGCCAUAUCCACACCACGAUAGGACCUUUUACUCCGGGCUUCCUGUCCGUAAAGGUAGCGUGUUUGCGCGGGGGAGGGACAGGGCUCAUCAGCGCCAGCCUAUAAGGUCAAGUAUUCUGGUAGUCAAUGUGGAAGCUACUAGCAGCUUUACCAAAUGA
Blumeria graminis f. sp. triticale is the source of this 159-nucleotide messenger RNA. The record is from the annotation of a GenBank genome assembly. NCBI's taxonomy places the organism in Eukaryota, Fungi, Ascomycota, Leotiomycetes, Helotiales, Erysiphaceae.